Molecule: messenger RNA, 7430 nt
Organism: Globicephala melas (long-finned pilot whale)
Lineage: Eukaryota; Metazoa; Chordata; Mammalia; Artiodactyla; Delphinidae
Gene: ITGA9
Product: integrin subunit alpha 9
Biological process (GO): integrin-mediated signaling pathway; cell adhesion mediated by integrin; cell-matrix adhesion
Cellular component (GO): external side of plasma membrane; integrin complex
Molecular function (GO): integrin binding
Source: RefSeq, a predicted model, not a curated record
AUGGGCGGCCCGGCGGCGCGGAGGGGCGCCGGGGGGCUCCGCGCGCUGCUCCUGGCACUGGUGGCCGCGGGGAGCCCCGCGGGCGCCUACAAUCUGGACCCGCAGCGCCCCGUGCGCUUCCAGGGUCCCGCCGGGUCCUUUUUCGGCUACGCGGUGCUGGAGCACUUCCACGACAACACGCGCUGGGUCCUUGUGGGUGCACCAAAGGCGGAUUCCAAGUACAGCACUUCCGUGAAGUCCCCUGGGGCUGUGUUUAAGUGCCGCGUCCACACCAACCCUGACCGGAGAUGCACCGAACUGGACAUGGCUCGAGGGAAGAAUCGGGGUAUGCCCUGUGGAAAGACCUGCCGGGAAGACAGAGAUGAUGAGUGGAUGGGGGUGAGCCUGGCCCGGCAGCCCAAGGCUGAUGGCCGCGUGCUGGCCUGUGCCCACCGCUGGAAGAACAUCUACUACGAAACAGACCACAUCCUGCCCCACGGCUUCUGUUACAUCAUCCCAUCCAACCUCCAGGCCCAAGGCAGGACGCUGAUUCCUUGCUAUGAAGAGUAUAAGAAGAAGUAUGGAGAGGAACAUGGCUCCUGCCAGGCUGGGAUAGCGGGCUUCUUCACUGAGGAACUGGUGGUGAUGGGUGCCCCAGGGUCAUUUUAUUGGGCUGGGACGGUCAAAGUGCUGAACCUCACAGACAACACCUAUUUCAAACUAAAUGAUGAAGUGAUCAUGAACAGGAGGUACACCUACCUGGGUUAUGCAGUUACUGCCGGACACUUUUCUCAUGUGUCCACCACCGAUGUGGUAGGAGGUGCCCCUCAGGACGAAGGCAUUGGGAAGGUUUAUAUUUUUAGAGCUGACCGAAGAUCAGGCACCUUAAUUAAGAUUUUUCAGGCAUCAGGUAAAAAGAUGGGCUCUUACUUCGGCUCCUCCUUAUGCGCAGUUGACCUGAACGUGGACGGCCUCUCUGACCUGCUCGUGGGGGCCCCCAUGUUUUCUGAGAUCAGGGACGAAGGGCAGGUCACUGUCUACAUCAACAGAGGAAACGGAGCCCUGGAGGAGCAGCUGGCCCUGAGUGGGGAUGGCGCCUACAAUGCACACUUUGGGGAGAGCAUCGCCAGCCUGGGCGACCUCGAUGAUGACGGGUUCCCAGAUGUGGCCAUUGGCGCACCCAAGGAGGAUGACUUUUCAGGAGCGGUGUACAUCUAUCAUGGUGAUGCCGGUGGGAUGGUCCCUCAGUACUCCAUGAAACUUUCUGGGCGGAAGAUAAGUCCAGUCCUGCGGAUGUUUGGUCAGUCCAUAUCAGGAGGCAUUGAUAUGGAUGGAAAUGGCUAUCCCGAUGUAACUAUUGGAGCUUUCAUGUCGGACAGUGUGGUUCUCCUAAGGGCGAGACCCGUCAUCACGGUGGAUGUCUCCAUCUUCCUCCCCACCUCCAUCAACAUCACGGCGCCCCAGUGCCACGAUGGCCAGCAGCCUGUGAACUGCCUGAAUGUCACCGCCUGCUUUAGCUUCCACGGCAAGCACGUUCCGGGAGAAAUAGGCCUGAAUUACGUUCUGACGGCUGAUAUGGCCAAAAAAGAAAAGAGCCAGUUGCCCAGGGUCUACUUUGUGUUGCUGGGAGAGUCCGUGGGUCAGGUCUCAGAGAAGCUGCAGCUGGUCCAUUUGGAGGCGACGUGUCAUCAUUACGUGGCCCAUGUGAAGCGGAGAGUGCAGGACGUCAUCAGCCCCAUCGUGUUUGAGGCCGCCUACAGCCUGGGUGAACAUGUGAUGGGAGAGGAGGAGAGGGAGCUGCCGGCCCUGACCCCCGUGCUCCGCUGGAAAAAGGGACAAAAGAUUGCCCAGAAGAAUCAGACCGUGUUUGAAAGGAAUUGCCGAUCUGAGGACUGUGCCGCCGACCUGCAGCUUCAGGGUCACCUGUUACUCUCCAGUGUUGAUGACAGAACCCCGUAUCUAGCUAUGGGGGCUGUGAAGAAUAUCUCCCUAAACAUCUCCAUCUCCAACCUCGGGGACGAUGCCUAUGAUGCCAACGUGUCCUUCAAUGUUUCCCGGGAGCUCUUCUUCAUCAACAUGUGGCAGAAGGAGGAAAUGGGCAUUUCCUGUGAACUGCUGGAAUCGGACUUCCUCAAAUGCAGUGUGGGAUUCCCUUUCAUGAGGUCGAAGUCGAAGUAUGAAUUCAGCGUGAUCUUUGAUACAAGCCACCUGUCUGGGGAAGAGGAAGUUCUUAGCUUCAUCGUUACUGCUCAGAGCGGCAACAUGGAGCGCUCAGAGUCCCUGCACGACAACACCCUCACGCUGACAGUGCCGCUGAUGCACGAGGUGGACACAUCCAUCACUGGAAUCAUGUCUCCAACCUCCUUUGUGUACGGCGAGUCUGUGGACGCAUCCAGCUUCAUUCAGCUGGAAGACCUGGAGUGUCAUUUCCAGCCUCUCAACGUCACCCUUCAGGUCUAUAACACUGGGCCAAGCACCCUUCCUGGGUCAUCUGUCAGCAUCUCUUUCCCCAGUCGUCUGUCACCUGGAGGAGCUGAGAUGUUUCAUGUGCAGGAGAUGGUGGUGGGCCAGGAGAAGGGAAACUGUUCUUUCCAGAAAAACCCAACCCCCUGUAUCAUCCCUCAAGAACCAGAAAAUAUCUUCCAUACAAUAUUUGCUUUUUUCACAAAGUCGGGAAGAAAAGUCUUGGACUGCGAAAAGCCAGGAAUUUCUUGCCUAACAAUGCACUGUAAUCUUAGUGCGCUGGCUAAAGAAGAAAGUCGUACUAUAGACAUUUACAUGCUGCUGAACACAGAAAUACUGAAGAAGGACAGUUCAUCUGUCAUCCAGUUCAUGACCCGCGCCAAGGUGAAGGUGGACCCUGCCCUGAGGGUGGUGGAGGUAGCCAGUGGGAACUCAGAGGAGAUGACGGUGGUCUUCGAGGCGUUGCACAAUCUGGAGCCCCGAGGCUACGUCGUGGGGUGGAUCAUUGCCAUCAGCUUGCUGGUGGGAAUCCUCAUCUUCCUGCUGCUGGCUGUGCUGCUCUGGAAGAUGGGCUUCUUUCGCAGAAGGUACAAAGAAAUUAUUGAAGCUGAGAAGAACCGUAAAGAGAAUGAAGACAGUUGGGACUGGGUCCAGAAAAACCAGUGACCUGCCACCCCACCCCACCCCGGUCAUGUGGCCCAGUGGUUCGCCUGUCUUCCUGAUCUUUGUAUCUUCCAUAUUUGGAAGAAAGAAUCUUCUCCAGAUUUUUCGGAGGCCCCACGAUGCUGUUCUCGUCCUCGUUCUCUCAAGCCCAGGUGCCAACCUGAGGCAGUCACUUGACUGGAACCACCACCACUUCCUUUUCCAGCUGAACCCACAACUUUGGAAAGCCGGCUGCAGAGCCAGGCGAUAUUUAUGGAUGCAACAUGCGUGGUCAACCCUCAGGGGAAAACUGUUACCUAAAAGUAUUUUUAUAAAUAUAAGCCUUUUAUACUGAUUAUGUCUUUAUAUUUGUAUCGAUGUUUUAUUAUUUCUAUUAAAUGGUUAUAUAGUUCACUCAAGCACUGAUAUCUGGCCUGAAAUCUUGGAAAUACUUGUAUAUUCAUACAAAUGUUAAAGGAUAAAGAUCUUAUUGUACUCUGGAACUUGCUGUUAAAGAAGACUCAGAUGAAAUCAUCUGAAGAAACCUCAUGUGAUGAAUCCACCCAGCGGGUGGUGCUGUAUAUCAGCUGUGGUUUGGGGCUGAGCCCGAAGGCAUCUCACAUCUCUGUUGCCUGGAGUCAAGUGCGGAAUAAUGUGCUGAAGAACCACGAGAGUUUUUUCAUCUGUACCGUUCAUUGGAAGAUUCCCAGCAGGAAUUUGGAUGGAAAAACCUGAUUCUUGAGGUCUGUUCUGCAUCACCUUAUAGAGCAGACAUUUCACCCUCCUUGCACUUAAAUUAAGACAUGAAAGCUUGGAGCAAUGCCAUUUCAUCACUGGUAAACCUCAGAAUGGCAUCUCAUCCUGGACAUCGUGCAUCAGAGUCCGCAUACCACCAGGACUGAAUUGGUGCCCACCAAGCAGAGACUUGUGUCUGAGUGCUGUGAUGUGUUAUCUUUUCAUGUUAAUUUGAGUCCAGGGGUCUCCAUUAUCCCCAUCACUCUUGCUGUCCCAGCUAAUGGUAAUUGCAGUGUCCUUCCCAGAGAUGACCAUUCAACCUGUCCUUAUUUUUUUUAAUCGUGUCUUAGGUGGAAUUCUUAAGAAGUGGACCCUGAGACAAGGAUUUUCACGCAGUAACUUAUUAAGGAAGUAUCCCCAGGGCACACCAGUAAGGACACGAGGGAAGCAGGACACAGAAGGGGAGGAAGACAGGUAAGGGAGCCAUUUCAGGGCAGGUCCCGUGCAGGGGGUCUUCAGCCUGAUCCUGCUGGGGGGCUCUGGAGGGUAAGUUAUGCCUCAGAGUUGUCCCAACCCGGGGCAAGGGAGCUGAGCUUUCAUAGUCUUGGACCCAGGAGAGAUGUAAACUUUCUGCUUUCACUUCCUGCCAGCAAAAUAGCCCCAGUAGCUCAGGAGCAGUCCUCAAAAAGAGGGCUGCACCCCCAGCCUGGGAAGCGCACAGAAAUAAUGCAAAAGAAAUGAUGCAGAGGGAUCUGGGCAUAGCACUGACGUCCUCGCCUAUCCCCUGUACAGGUGAAUGCUGAGUUAUGGCCUUCACUAUCCAAGCUCUCUAUUUGACAGUGUUCAUUACCAGACACGCAGUGCUGUCCAGAUUUGAGUGCAGUGUGAUUCUCUGAAAGGGCGAGGUGGUGAUGGAUGUAGCAAGCUCAACAUCAUGCCUGGCCCGUAGUGAACAUUCAAUAACCAUGAGCAGCCCUGGCUGCUUUUACCGCUGCUGGAAAACCAUCUGGUACAGGGGAAAACGUGCCGAAGAGCAGGGUCUGACAGAGUCCUUAGUCACUUAUCACAGCCUGCUCAAGCCCCGGGUACAAACAGAUGGCAUCAGAUGAGAAUGAAACAAGAAACAAGACCAGGCAUCUUUCUCAUAGGGCCUUGUUGACUGGGAGCUAAGAUGUGCGGGGGCCCGUGAGUAUUGUUGAAAAGACACAGAACUCAACUUCAGGGGAGAUAGGUUUUUCCAGACACAUAGUUGGCUAAUGCUUGCAAAGAUAUCUAAAGUUUUGGCAAAAUUAUGAGGGUGCUGGGCGGUUGCAAACCUGGCAGGGAGCACACGUGUCUUUUUGUUUCUUACGCAGUUGACUCUGACACAGGAAGAUACAGAAUGCAUCAUGCUCCCCUUCCAGUUCUCACUCAGAGUUCACCUCUGACAGAUAUGUAUGGGGCCCCUGCUGUGCAUCAGGCCCUGUGCUAAGUGCGGGGGGUUCCCCAGUGAACACCACCCCACAUUUUGCCCCAGGGGAGGCAGAUCUUCCCACAGUGGGAUCGUGAAUUCCUUUACGAGACCUCAUCUGCAGCCUUCCUUGGAUGGACUUCUGCUUGUUGUUUCAUGUUGUCCUUUAAUAAAUCAUUUAGGAUUCUUAGGUGGUAGGCCUGGGACAGCUCCAUCAGCAGCUUUGGCCAAAUGCACGACUAGCCACAGCCAGCCUCCUGCAAGGUGUGCAGACGCAUGGGAGACAGUGUAGCAGGAUAACUGGCAGGCACGCGGUUCUGCCAGCCAGAGGGGAAAGCCUCACCAGGGGAGGGGCAGGCUCCAUAGCCAGUCUCAGAGCUGGGAUCCAUGUGCUUCUGGGUGGUUCUGAGUGGUGGACACACGAGUGGUCACAUACCCAGGAGAUUACUAAGACUAAAUAGGGCAGUUUUCAAGAAAAUCACGCUUGGCCUCCACUGGAGGAAAUACUGGCAGCCACUCUGGAACCUGUAUGGGGAGGAUGGUACAUCUGCUUAUCUCCUGAUGCUGAGUAGGCGGGGCAGCAUGGACUGGGGAGGUGACCAUUUAGCACAGAGAUAGGGAAGUUGAGCAGGUUAUCAGCGCUCUCAGCUUGGCCGGUUCACCAGCUCCAUCCAGUUCAGAAGCCCUCAGUAGGCUCUUGGGGGAAGCAGACAGGAUGGGUUGGUGUGUCUUUGUUCCUUCUCCAGAAGGUUCUUUUAAAAUUCCACAGUGCCUUCCAGUUUCCACCUUUCCUGCUUCUGCGGGUUCACUGUGGAAUGCCAUCUGAUGUUCUCUUGCACAGCAUUAUUUAAGUCUGCUUCAGCUUUUUGGUUGUGUAUUCACUAGGGUUAUAAUCAACUGUCAGAAGGAUUGAGGUGCUCUUUAAAUAUGACAAAAGGACCUUUGUAGAAAUUAAGUGAAAUAAUGCCCCCUUUUCAAAAAUGAUUCACUUAUGCUCAGUUUACAUGGGACUCAGGAGUUUGGAACAUCACCUAAGUGAGCCCUGGACCUGUCACAAAGAAGAGGCCAUGAGGUUCAGGAACGAGGGGACACUGGCAGGAGUGAGUGGGUCCAGUGGCUUUACGGUGACUGACAAGCACACGGCCAGAAUCACUUGCUACUGAGGUCACUGAGGCUUUCUCAGUCAAUUCUUCAGGAAACUUCCAUCAGCAUUCUGAAGUUGGGUAAGCUUUGUAGAAAAUCCGAUGGAAAGUCCUCCUUCACCAAAUCAUAUGUAACCUUCAGCCCUGGAGCCAGAGGCAGGGAGGUUCAAAACAAAACCAGCAGGCCUCCUGGAAACAUCAGGGACCUGUUUUCAAUGUGGAUGUGUAGCAGGUCCCCUAGGUGGUUGUGAUGGGUGCUGAUAUGCUACCUGUGGAACCGUAGCAAUGUCGUUUUUAAAAAAGGUUAUUCUACUUUUAUUUUUGGAUAAGGCAUCAUAUCAGGGCAACGCAGUUACACUCGGGUUACCUGUAAAACCUACACCUGAUGAAACCUGCACCUAAUUCAGACUUCCCGAAAUGUAGAGGCAAAGCAAAGGAUUGGUAUUUGGGGGAAAUGGCCUUUUAGCAGAUAAAAGGCAGAAAACGAGUGUCCCUUAGAAAUGCUCCAAGUAUGCAGGGUUUUAGUCCAUGUGUUGUUUUGCUAUAUAGAGCAAGAAUAUACACAGUGGAGAAUAUGUUCUGAAGCAAAGAAUGGCUGAAGGGUUAGGAUACAAAGGCAGUAGGGCCAAAAUGAACCUUCUAGAAUGUCUUCUGAUUUUCAGCAUGUGAGGGGGAUAAUGAACAAAUGUCCCACGUGAUGCAGUGCUUUGUAGCACAAUGAUCUAGAUUUCAGACUGUGUUAAGGUUUUUUCAAAUUCUAAUGUGCACGGUGUGACCGGCGGAGUAAGUUUAAAAGCUUUAAGAGUGUGAUGAAUUGCAUGGCAGGCACCCACGCUAACUUCACUUCCAGAACUUGAUUGAUGCAUCUGUGUACGUUUCCGUUGAGGAAUUUCAGUGGGAGGGGUGUUCCUCUUCACAAAGUCGCAUGUAUUCAAGUCUGUGCAGUCACUUCUAAUUCACUUGCACUGUUUGGGAAAUGCAGGUUUACAAAAGUACGUGUUUGGAAUAAAAAAACAGCU